AUGUGCCGGAAGCGCUUUUAUGACAUCAAGCGCCGUGUCAAGGCCAAGAUGGCCAAGGAGGCAAAAUCAGCCCGCCAAACCGGGGGUGGACACCCCUUCCGUGCUACUUAUCGUGAUUGGGAGGAGCCUGUGCGGUCCCUUAUUCCUUCCGAAGUGGUUGCUGCGACUCAUGUCAGGGAUUCGGACCGUCCAAAGCAGGAUGGAAGUUCAGAUAACAAGGAGUCUUUAAAGUAUGGUCAUAAUGUUUUUUCAAAUGUAUCAACAGUACGCCAGAGAAGAACCACAGACAGGCCACAGCCAACUGAUGAUGGUGGGAAUGCAGGUUCUUCUUCUGCAAGCCGCCCUCCUCUAAGGCGGACAUCACAGGGCUCUGUGAGUUUGCCUACGAGGCCCAGUAAGUCACGUCGUGUGGAGUCUGAGUCAGCGGCUCCAUCUUCACCACCCAGGCGGCGCAUCUCCGCAGUGUUGCCCCAGCCACCUCUGGACAUUUUGGCAAGUCCUCAAAGUGAUGAGCCACGAUCACCUCAGCUGUCUGAACCAACCAUCAUGGGCGAGGACGACCAGCAGGAACCUGACCAACAGGCUACCUUUACACUGCACCUGCAGCCCGUUGCUCCUACCCAGCCAACCCAGCAGCAGGAUAUGCCCCAAGCCUCCGUAAGUCCCCAAUUGAUCCCAACUCCACCACAGCAACAAAUGUCCGCAGACUUUUGGAGCAGUUGGGCCACACAACAGGUCCAAAAUACUGCCUACCUGAACACACACACACAACACCUUGCCAGUCUGCCGCAUCAUCUACCUCGCAUUAGUAGGAACUCGGGCAGACUGAUUGUUCAGGUAGGCAGAAUAGCUACUUCAAUGGAGCAAAUCAGGGCGGACAACAUGCAAAUGCUGACAAAUUUAUCUAGAGUAAUCGAUGAGCAACAGCGGCAGCAACAAGCCCUAAUACAAGUCAUCCAGCACAACCAAGUAGUGACUGAAACUUUGUCCAGAAUUGUUGCCAGCCACACUGCCACCAAUAAUCAGCUGAAUGCCAGUAUUCACAACCUCAGCCAAAGCAUUACUGUGCUGGCAGCACAACAAGUCAGCUCCAGCUCCGGAACAACGACCCCUAGCCAGACCCCAGUUACCUCCCCUGUUAGACGCUCAAGCAGAACACCGGCCAGCGACCCAGGACAAACUUCUGCACCAAGCACACAAACAAAAAAAAAUGAUUAA
Pseudophryne corroboree (corroboree frog) is the source of this 1218-nucleotide messenger RNA. RefSeq lists its product as uncharacterized. The record is from RefSeq and is a predicted model, not a curated record. The transcript has 4 exons. NCBI's taxonomy places the organism in Eukaryota, Metazoa, Chordata, Amphibia, Anura, Myobatrachidae. The coding region runs from base 1 to 1218 and encodes 405 amino acids.